Molecule: messenger RNA, 2106 nt
Organism: Gaeumannomyces tritici R3-111a-1
Lineage: Eukaryota; Fungi; Ascomycota; Sordariomycetes; Magnaporthales; Magnaporthaceae
Exons: 3
Coding region: 326-1873 (515 amino acids)
Source: RefSeq, a predicted model, not a curated record
GGGUGGUUGCAUCAGCACCAGUUGAUCAAGUUCUUUUUACCCUCCUCGUCCUGAGGUGGUAGCCUUGCACCACAUAACUUCAAUCAGCUUGGAUUCCAUCCUCAAAAGUCACAAGAGAACAUCAAAUUGUACAGUAAUAACUGCCGGGCGCACUCGUAAUCACCGCUUUCCACUGGCCAGCCAGCCAGUAAUUCAGGCUCAUUAGACAAAUACUCCUGGUCUUGGACUUGGGUGACAGGAAUCCACCGCCAAGCUUAUCAUGAACUUUGUUGCUCCCAACUCGCUCACCAAUCGCUUUUAAACCUCGGCCUGUGAUUUCCGCAACAUGUUUCUUUCCACGGCCCGCGCACCCGCUCGCUGGUCCGCGAGACGACUUUCCUAUCGGGCGUUCCAGCAACGAUGGGCAUCAAACUCGAAAAUAAAUAAAUCCCGAGACCGCUUCUCGGUUCUGGCUGGCCGGGGGGUUUCCAAACAAAGUGUUCUCGACUGCGUAGCGUCGACAGACAAGACUCCCUCUGGAUCCCCAACUCCUGAUGCAUCGGCAAUACUUGUUUCCAGGGAUCUGGCCAGAUGGCUCGACGACACGGACUUCAUGUCGGCGCUCCUCCAGCAGCUUCACCCGGAGGCUAUCGGCUCGGGUCAGGAUCUGAGCGUUUUAACCGCGGUUGUAGACGGCCUAUGUCCACGGUCUCGCGGAGGAUCGGCCUCUAGCGGCCUCUCCAUCCUGCAGGGCGAUGCCACCACCAUCCUGCCGGGGCUUUGGAGCGGCGGGGAUUCAAACGCGCCGCUACGCCUCGAUGCCCGCCCGGCCCUCUCGGUGCGCCUCAGCCCACUGCUCGGUGACUUUCGCCCGGUUGACGUCACAUUGCCCGUAGCCAACACUGUUUUUCAGAACGGGAGACCCUUCACACUACUGGCGAGCCGAUGGCGCGCCGGCGGCGCUGGAACCUCCCCCAUAGGCUCGCCGGCCCUUGUCGAUGCUUUCGAGAAAGAGGAGCAGAUCAUAGUGGCCUCGACUGAGGGAAGCAUACAGUCACAUGCCGACGUCUCGGUCUCGCUCUUCCCGCUCACCGUGCCCAGGAGGAUCACGGCCGGGCUGGGUAAUAUUGUGCGUCAAGUCGAAGCAGCCGGCGGUCCUGAAGAACAGCCGCAGCCGGCGUCGUUGGAGCUAGAGGCCGCAAUGCACGACAUAAUAGCCACGCGCUCACGACUCCUGCCUGAAGUCCCAGUCCCCAACCGGGCCUGGGCCCUGGUCGUACCUCCAAACUCCCCUAGCCUUGAAUAUUUCGUCAAGUUCCCCGUGUUUCUGGACUCUACCAUUGAGUCUGAGCAUCAGAGAGCUGAUGCCUUUGCAAGACACUUUUCCAAAGUACUUGCUGACGGAGGUCGAUUGCAUAGAGUCCUGAGCGGUGGAGGGGGUUGGGGUCUCAAGAGAGGCCUUCUAGCUAUUGACCCGGAGACAACGUAUUGCUCCGUAUCUGAGUCACGGGACCUAGAAAACUUCAUCGCAUCCUUUGGGGGCGAGGUCACUGCCGACAGUGUGAUCGCUCUAGGGUCAUACAUCCUGUUCCUUGUUGAGCCCAUGCCGCUCCCAUCGAUCUGCUCGGGCAAUGAAGUUAGUCAAAACUUGCCGUCUCUGGUGUUUGGAACAGCACCAGCCCAGAUUGCGAGUGACGAGGAAACCGAACACGCCCCUUUGCCUGCCCAGUUGGCCGCUGGCCACUUUGGCGCUCUUUCGAGCAUUGGGGCUUUCUUGCGUCUCGAAUCAGGGGCCGGCUCGGAGGCUGCCAGAGGCUCCCGACCGCACACAACGCUGACCAAGGUGGAUGUUCCAGACUCAUAUGUAUGGCAGGGGGCUAGCCGCUGGAUCUGAUUGAGCAGGCCGGCCAUUGCCAUGUUGCAUUACCCCAGGGGGGAAAUGUAUAUUCAGGGAGGAAUAUGGUUGUGCGAGUGUCCAUUUCGAGAUCGCUACAUGCACAAACGUCAUCACUCCCGAUGUAAUAUAUAGGCGCAAAUGCCUAACACGAACCUCGGGCCGCAGAUAAGGAGGGUUGAUUUGCACAUUGCAGGCAUCCCCAAGCAGUCUGAAAUCAUCUGUAAUCUCGA